ACGAUUUGGUCGGUAAGGUCACGGUCGUAAUCCUCGUCGACAUCGUACAUGUGUUUGCAGCUUGCAGCCAGCAAAAUCAUGGCGUCCAGGAAAACAAGACAGAAUUACUCGAUACAGCAUCUGCUCGAGUUACCCUCGAAUCGGGAGUCGAAAUUAUCGCGGUUUCCCGUGAAGGAGCAUACUCAACUGCUGCCGUCCAUGCCAACCCCUCGCCAAGUUCCGGUGACCGUGUUGCAUCCCUCUCCGAAAAAGGCGUCACUCAAAGGAAAGGCUGCUGAAUUGGUUCAGUCACUCGAAAUGUCGGCUGACAAUUAUGAGCAAGCAUGGCAAAUGUUGAUAAAGCGAUAUGACAACAAGCGUCUCAUUAUUCAAAGGCAUCUCAGAGCACUGUUUGAGUUACCAUCCAUUACAAAGGAGAAUUUUAACGCUCUUUGUCAGUUAGUGGACGGAGUUCUCAAGCACAUAAGGGCCUUAAAGGCGAUGGGCCGUCUAACGGAUUCAUGGGACGAUCCCAUCAUACAUUUGGUAACCGGCAAACUAGAUCACAAUACCAAUAAGGAAUGGGAAGAUAGCAUCACAGGAAAUGACAUUCCCACCCUAAAAGGUUCUUCAUUGCAGACGCAAGUUAAGGUCGGACAAGCAAAGGUAUCGGCCCUCGUUAGUACCAAAACCGCAUCAUGUCAAAGGUGCAAGGAAGAUCAUCAGAUAUAUUCAUGCAAACAAUUUUUGGAUCUUUCACCAGAGGAUCGUCUGAACUUCAUCAAGGAGGCAAAAUUAUGUUGGAAUUGCUUAAAGGCCUCAUCACAUACAGCAAGGAAUUGUAGGUACGGCAAUUGCAAAACAUGUGGAAAACGGCACAAUUCAUUACUUCAUAUUUCCGGAGACAAAUCAGAAACUAAGGUCUCGGAAUCUUCAAAUCAGACAACAACGCAACAAGGAAACGCAUCCACAACCAAUGUUGCACACACGACAAUGUCGAACGUUACGUCGCAAGUCUUCUUGUCAACGGCACUGGUCAACACUCGCGAUUGCCAAGGAAACAAACAAACUUGUCGCAUUCUACUUGACUCAGUGAAGCCUAUUGACAUCUCGAUUGUCGGGGUGAAUCAUGCGUGCAGUCAGGUCAAACGAAUGACUCAAGUACAGUUAAGUUCAAGAUUCUACGCAUACAAUAUCAUCAUCAAUUGCUUGAUUUUGAAGAAGAUCACCGAACGUUUACCCACUAUCAGCAUGGACAAAACCAACUUCAAGCUACCAGCAAAUCUACCCAUUGCGGAUCCAGAAUUCAAUCAGUCAAAGGACAUUGAUAUAUUACUAGGUGCAGAAUUAUUUUGA
Messenger RNA from Trachymyrmex cornetzi, 1335 nucleotides. RefSeq lists its product as uncharacterized. Bases 49 to 1335 code for a protein of 428 amino acids. The transcript is spliced from 5 exons. The record is from RefSeq and is a predicted model, not a curated record. NCBI's taxonomy places the organism in Eukaryota, Metazoa, Arthropoda, Insecta, Hymenoptera, Formicidae.